Blumeria graminis f. sp. triticale is the source of this 2910-nucleotide messenger RNA. The record is from the annotation of a GenBank genome assembly. Lineage: Eukaryota; Fungi; Ascomycota; Leotiomycetes; Helotiales; Erysiphaceae.
AUGUCGAUUCGGUUACUGUCCCAUGACGUUAUUAAGCAAAUAAACUCAUCUGUUGAAAUUGCAGACAUGAACGUAGUUAUCUGUGAACUUUUCAAAAAUUCGCUGGAUGCCAAUUCUACGCGAGUUGAGUUGAGUGUUGACUACAGACAGAGGGCUUGUAUUGUAGAGGACAAUGGCUUUGGUAUUCCGCCCUCGGAAUUUAGCAAGAAUGGCGGCCUAGGCAAGCUGAAUUACUCUUCAAAGCCUAUUUUCCAUUCUGAUUUUCAUGGCGGAAAGGGCACAUUUCUCGCAUUUCUAUCCAACCUAUCUCUUCUCAAAAUUACAUCGCGUCAUAGAUUGUACCGGUCAUGUAACACUUUGGUCUUGCAGCACUCAAAUGUAUUAUCCCGACAUGUUCCUGCCCCUCUGUGGGAGAAAAUUAGCUUCGACCAUGGAACAAAGGUCACAGUGAAUGAUUUGUUUGGAGGUAUGCCAGUUCGGAUCAAACAUUGCACAGAAAAUAUAAUUAAGUGGCAGAAAGAUGAAAAAGAAUGGUCAAUUUUGGUUAAUGAAAUUGUCAAACUUGUUUUUGCCUGGAGAGAUAAUGUGGAAGUAAUUAUGCGAAACCCUUCGUCCCAUAAAAAAUUGAUUAUUCGAUACCCGAACUCUUCGGCGUCAGCCAAAGACCCUGGUCUAAAAGUCUGCACCAUUCUGCGCCAAGUGUCUCUUAACACAGUCGAAGAUAGAAAAUCGUGGGUUACAGUCGAGGCAUCAAAUGCCUAUGCCAAGAUACUUGGUACAAUAUCACUUUUACCGUGCUCUACGAAAAAAUACCAGUUUAUAUCGUUUGGAAUACGACCACUAAAUGAAAAGAAACAUCUACUCUUCGAUCAGAUAAAUUGUCAGUUUAAUCAUUCUGAUUUUGGUGCUGCAAGCAGAGCGCCAGAGCUUUGUCAUGAUUUAGAAGAGAAACCUCGAGAAGAUGAAACUUAUCGUCAGAGUUUCGGACUUAGAGUGAAGGAGUCGAUUAAAAAUAAAAAAUGUAUUGAUAGAUGGCCAAAAUUUUAUCUCAAAUUCACGUUGUAUGCCCUAGGCGAAGAAGUUAAGACAUCAGCAGAUGGAAAUCCUGGGGGUGAAGAUUGCGAGGAGACAAGUAACAUGGUAACAGGGCUAUUACAAAAGAUGAUUGAGGACUUUCUACGACGUAAUAAUUUUCGUCCAAACACAAAUCAGUGUUGUUGCCCUGGUAAAAGUAAACAUUCGAUGAGUGGAGAGACAUUGGUAGAAGAGGGAAACUUUGGCGAACCAGUCUUAAAUCCGGUCUCUAAAUCUGUUCUAACCCGGAUACAAAAAUCUCAUAAAACUUCCCCAGAUAUUCGAACCACAAAAGACAUUUUUCUUUCAUCCCAGGAGCUUACAGAUUCCAAUUUGUUCGCUGGCCCUGUUUCAAAGAUAGGAUCUAAGGCAGCGGCCUUUAAUGCGAUUCAAAAUUCAACACUUUCUUUUGAUACAGGAAACACCGCUAAAAACAAUACAAAACGUAUGACUAUUCAAAAUAAAGUGACUCAAAACUUAACGUUUGUCGCACCGAGUGUUGAUAAUUUACCACGUAAAGUUCCUGAAAGCAUUAAACAUUCCAUAGAGUCUUUGCAGAAUGAUACUACACACAUAGUAGUUUCUCCUCCUCCUGAAAUCUCGAGAAUUGGCCGCAAACAGACAGAGAAAGCCGAAAUUUCCGGAAUUUCCACCACCAGUGUUGACUCAUAUCCGAAGAAAAGCCUGAAGGUCGACCACUUUACUAGCCUUAAAAAUGCUUCUCGUGGAUUGAAGCUUAGUAUGCCUAGUGAAAUUCCUAAGCAUCAAAAUACUGGAAUAAUAGCAAGACUAGAGCACAAUAUCCCCAGAAAUCUAAUGCUUCUUGAUAAGCGAAAAGAUCCUGUAAAUUCGACUGCAGAAAAACAAUGUCAAUUCCCCACAAGCACCAAUCUGAUAAUUCAAGAUCUGAUUUGCGAUCAAAGCAGUAAUUUUUUCCAUAAUGAAUCUUAUCUUAAUCUGACUGGGUUAGCCAAUUUAAAUCUUUGUGUUCACAGAGAUGACUUGAGACAUGCCGAGAUUAUUGCUCAAGUUGACAAAAAGUUUAUUCUUGUCAAAUUAAGCCAAAUUCAAAAUAAGAUGAAGGGAAACAAAGAGAGCAUCUUAGUGAUGGUAGAUCAACAUGCAGCUGAUGAGCGUAUCCGAAUCGAAUCUUUACUUAAAGAAUUAUGUAUUCCUGAGAAAACAUCAUCUUCAGGAUCCGUCAAUCGAGUGUGCUCCCAUACUUUAAAAACGCCUAUAAAUUUUGAGUUAUUACUCGAUGAAUUAAACAUCCUCUCAUUGUAUAAAGCUCACUUCAUUCGUUGGGGAAUAGUAUUUGAAGUUUGUAGUGAUACAUUAGUUUCGCAUGAAGCCACAAUUUAUGGAAAUGUAAGGAUCAUUUCCUUACCCCCAACCAUUUUCAAUCGCUGUACACGGCAACCGCACCUCCUAUUGGAACUCAUUAGGCUUGAAAUCAAGAAAUUGCGCGAGCAAGACCAAUAUGACCUUACAGAACCACAUAAUCUAGAAAAUACCUGUUGGUAUAAUCAGAUUCUUACUUGUCCAGCUGGUAUCCUAGAAUUGCUUACUUCGCGUGCCUGUCGCAGUGCUGUGAUGUUCAACGAUGAAUUAAGUCGAGAAGCAAGUCAAACUAUAGUACGAGAAUUGGCGAGCUGUAAAUACCCAUUUCAAUGUGCACAUGGCAGACCAAGUUUGGUACCACUCUUAACUUUAACAAACUUGAACUUUUCGUCUCAAAAAACCCAGAUCUCGGAUAAAAGGUACAGCCCUGGUGGCCUAAGGACAUCCAAUUUUACUGACAAGUUUCGGGCAUGGAAGAAUUUGCAAUUAAAUUAA